UCAACAUUCAGUUCCUUCCUCUUUCUGAAAGUUCUCUUUCUAGAAAGGAGGUAGAUAUUUUAUCUUUUCUCUAGGGCACAUGCUUCUCAUUGCUUGCAUGUGAACACUAAAGCAUCAUGGAGGAGGUGAAGCUUGCAAAAUAACCUUUGCUAUUGCAAGUUAGGAUGUGCCUAUUUUCAUCUGGGAAAAGAUGAGAACUGUGAGCAUAAGUUGGCAUCUGCCUCUCUAUGGCAUCCACAGCAAGGGAUACCUUCCACCUUACCACAGCAUCAACAUUCAGUACCAGUCCACCUCGGUGUCUUGGUGUCUGGGCUCUUCACUGGCAUAUUUCUCUUUCCACCCACUCCAUCCUUUUCACUCCGAGACACAGUUAGGUCAUUCUGUCCAAGAUCCAGAACAAUCUGCGACAGUCACUUCAUCCAAAAGCUGAAAAACAGAACAACCUGCAUUAUAAGGCAAACAUCUCUAGCCAAAAGAAUAUUCAGAAGAGUUGGCUGAAUACGACUGAAGGAAGAAGGGGAAAAGUGAAGAGAGAGGGAGCAGAACUCUCAACAGAUAACCAGAGUCAAACAAGAGGAAGGGUGAAAACUGAGAAAGAAGGAGGACAGCCCUUGAAGAUUUGCAGGGAGAAAAGGAGGACCACAGACCUGCACAAUGAGCUUCCAAAACUACGAGGAGAUUAAAGGCAAUGCUUCUGCUACAGACAAUGCAACAUCUUACUCGGAAACACAGUCUUACCAAGAGUCUGACCCAGUGAAGCUACCUGUUAGACCACCACCGCCCAUGGGCUAUGGAGUAGUUCCACCCCCAGUACCCCCACCAUACCAAGCUUCUUCUGGGACAUCUGAUGCACAAAUGGGUCAAGGGCCAGACUUCCAGUUUCAGCAGGCCAUCUUCAUCACUCCUGUUGAGCCCACCAAGGAACCGGACAGCUUGAUCUACUCCAUCUUUACCUUGAUCUGCUGUUUCUUUCCCCUGGGUGUGGCUGCCUUAAUUUUCUCAAUAAAGACCCAAGAAGCCAACCGUAAUGGAAAUGUCACAUCUGCUCAGAAAAACUCCAGGCUGGCACGCCUCAUGGCCCAUACAUCACUUGGGAUCGGGGUCUUGUUCUGGGUUUUGUUUAUCAUCAUACUGGCCGUGUGAUGCAACGCUCAUAAGCCAAAUGACAUCCCUCCCGUUCUGAAGGAACCAAUCAGAGAAACCCUAGUUUGAUGCCAUCCUCUUUUGAUCAUACCAUAAAGUCUAGUUCACAUGUGCAUGUGUGUCACAUGAAUUCCUUACACCUGCCUUCAUACCUGGUCAUGGAAUAUGUGCAGCACAAAGCGUUGCAUUUGCAAGCUACCUGAAAGCCCUGCUUUGUAAUGGCCAAUCUGCAUCAAGCGACAAACAUCAGGUGUGCCCUAGCAUUGUGGUACAAAAAUAUUCUAAGCUAAGUUAUUAGAACAGAGAAGACCAAGGAUCACAUAUGAAAUAAAAUCCAUUUGGUGAUGAUUUUAACUAUUUUAAGCACCUAUUUUAACUGGGUUGACUGCACCAUACUAAUAUUGCCAAUAAUAAAAUCCCAGCAUACAUUCCAUUGAAUGUUCAGGCUUCAAAUUAUGAGAUGAGUAUAGAUUAGUGCUUGUCAGGGGUUGCUGUUCUGUCUCAAUCUCCUGCCCAGUUAUGCUUCCUAUUGCUGAUUCUUUCUCCUGUCUUCUUCUCUUUUGAAGAGUUGCUCUCUCUUCUGACUGAACUGACCUGCCUUCCCUUGCUUCCAUUCUUGCCAAUAUUUCACAGAUGUCAACAUAGAUUAGAGUCCUGUUGUUUUAUUAAGCAUGCUUAAGUUCCCCAAUGGAAGUUGUUGGCAAUGCAGAACAACAGUCUUCAGUUCAAACUGUAAAAGCAGAAUUGUACACUGCACACCAAUGCUCACUCUGCAUAGACGUGCUUUGUGCAUUGUACAUGGAUCCAUAUGUAUGUUUUAUUGUGCAUUUGGUUGCAGUUUGAUGACUUGGUUCAGUUACUAUUAAACACAAGGGUUGUGUAGCCCAAUCGAUGCAUAACUCUGCAUGUGGAGAGGUCCAUUGAACAAUCCUAAUGUGUGAUCUCACCCAAAUACAUGUUUAUAACAUCCUUAUCCUCAACACAUAAAUGGCUGAACAACCUUUGCCCCACCUGACCCAGUGAAACGUUGCUCAGAUUUUUCUUGGGCUCACUUACCCUGUUUUGAAUGCUGUGAUGGUGCUUGCUCUUUUGAUGGACAAAUCUGUGCAAGAAACAUCAUUGGACUUUAGCCUGUGGUCAGCAAUUCAAUAUGAGCCUCACUUGCAGCACAUGUGUUGGCAGGCUGCACAUUACAGGGCUGGGUCGCUUAAAGUUGACACCUGUGCAUUUUGUUCCUGAGCUUCUCCUUGAAUGUGAGUGCAGUUUGGCCAUCUUUUGUAACCUUUGUAAUGUGAAUGAGAGCCUCUUGGAACUGAAC
This is a messenger RNA of Sceloporus undulatus (fence lizard), 2461 nucleotides long. Its product is annotated as transmembrane protein 91-like. NCBI's taxonomy places the organism in Eukaryota, Metazoa, Chordata, Lepidosauria, Squamata, Phrynosomatidae. The transcript has 2 exons. Bases 655 to 1143 code for a protein of 162 amino acids. Gene Ontology annotation, cellular component: membrane. The record is from RefSeq and is a predicted model, not a curated record.